CGACGCACGUUUCUCCCUCACCGGCGGCGUGUCCACGCAUUAACCGCGCGCGGUGUCAUUCUUGAACACGCAGUCAGGUGUCGCGCUUCUAUCACGCUACCGGCGACGCCCGACCGGCGUUUUUCCCCUCCCCAUGUUCACGUCGACACGGGCAUCGAGACGGUCUUAAUUAUUUAUCUAUUUUUUCACUCAUGUGUUUGAAAUGUAUAGGGACGGAUGACGUCGUGCGUGCACUCAAGUGUGUGUGUGUGGGCGUGGAUGAAAAUGCCAAUGUGCGGCGCGAGAGAAGGAGAAGCGUGAAGCUGAAUCUGCAGCUAGAGAUAAUAUCCAAUAUCACUGGGGGAAACACAACUUCAAAAUGUUGGUGAUAUCUGAGGAAUGAAGUUGUAAACGGUCGCUGUUUGCAGUUAGCCGAGCUCGGCAUCUUUGAAGAGCUGGAGGGGAGUUAAUUCAGCUCGUCACUCACCCAAGCCUCUCUUCCUGAAUGGGAAGCAAAUAAGGCAGCGACGCUUCUUCAAUAUCAGGCCACUUGCGACCACCGGACCUCCAUUUCAGAAAUUCUCAGUAACCUCCAGCAAUGAUGUAGACUUGACAACGAUACGAUGAUGAUGCAGGGCCUCGCACGGAGGAGGAGCAGCGACUGACUCUCUCCUCCUUUUUGCCACACCUGGCACUCUAUGUCUGUCCUGAUUGGGCGGCCAGAGAGCGAUGUCCUCAACCACACCUCUUGCAGCCCCAACCCUUAAGAAGGGAAGGAAGCCGGAGAAAACAGAGGUAAUGACUGACUCGGUGCCGGCCACCAACGAGGAACUGAGGAGCAAACUCAUGGACACCCAAAUUGAGCUGCAGCAGGAGCGGGCCAAGAUAUGUAAGCUCCGUGAGCGGCUCCAGGAGCAGCGGCAGGCUCGGGAACUUGAGCAGCACAAGCAUGCUGUGGCACUAACUGACCUGCGCGCCAAACUCCAUGAAGAAAAGCUACGUGAGAUAGCAGCUGCCCGUGAGACCCUGGCACGGCAGCAUGAAGUCGAACAGGCCCGGGCCAUCAAGAUCCGCGAUGCUGAGGUGCAGAGGCUCCAGGGGCUUGUAAACGCACUGAGAGAUGGAGCCGCUGACAAGCUAAAAAAUGCUCUUCUCGGAGAGGCUCGGGAGGAGGCCAGAAGAGCUUUUGAUGGGGAGAGGAUAAAGCUACAGCAGGAGAUCCAGGAGCAUAAGACAGCCAGGAAGCAAGCUGAGGAGGCGCAUGCAAAUGCUCUGCAGGCCGAUAAAGCCAAAGCAGUAGAUCUCCGCACGGCCUACCAACAGCACCAGGAUGAGGUGAAUCGCAUCAAACGGGACUGUGAGAGAGACAUCCGCCGACUGAUGGAUGAGUUGAAGGCAAAGGACCGGGUGAUGUGUGCCCUGGAGAGGGAGCUGGGGGUGCAGGCCGGCUUCACCCAGAAGCUUCAGCUUCAGAAGGAAGCCCUGGAUGAGCAGCUGGGUCAGGUACGGGAGGCUGAGAGACACAACCACGGCAGCCCCAAGAGAGAGCUGGUGCCUGGGCUGGGGGACAAUUCAGACCUGCUCAGCAACCAGGAGGUGGAGGAGCGUGACAUAAGGAGGUUCCAGCUGAAGAUUGCAGAGCUCCACUCGGUCAUCAGGAAACUGGAGGACAGAAAUGCACUGCUGGCGGAUGAGAGGAAUGAACUAUUGAAGCGGGUGCGAGAAGCCGAGAGCCAGAUGAAGCCCAUGUUUGAGAAGAACAAGCGGCUGUCCAAGAAGAAUGACGACCUCCUGCAAACGCUGCAACGCAUGGAGGAGAAACUGAAGAACCUGAGCCGAGACAACGCUGAGAUGAAGGAAAAAGCCGCCUCCUCUCGGCCCCCCUCACAGCAACAAUCCAUUCAGUCCCAGCUGAAGCGGCCAAGCUCCCUCACAGACCUGAGCCAUGCCCACGAGGAACAGGAAGUGGAGUUCCUCAAGCUGCAGGUUUCUGAGCAGCGUGGCAUCAUCGAUGAGCUCACGCAGGAACGUGACCGAUUGGUGAUGAGCAAAAAGAACAGGAGGAAACCUUUCAAACUGUCUAAAAGGCAUGUUGUGGAGACAUAUUUUGGAUUUGAUGAGGAGUCGAUUGACUCUGAGACCUCCUCUCUGACCUCCUACAACACUGACCUCACUGACCGCACGCCUGCAACCCCAGAGGAAGAUUUGGAAGAGAUUAUUUCCCGUGAAGAGUCCGAGCUUCGCUUCCGUCAGUUGACCAGAGAGUACCAGGCUCUCCAGCGGGCCUACGCCCUUCUCCAAGAGCAGACGGGGGGCUCUGUGGACGCUGAGAGGGAGGCCAGGACACGUGAGCAGCUGCAGAUGGAGCUCAGCGGCUGCCAGGCUAAGAUGGUGGACCUGGAGAAGGCCCUGGCCGAGAGGGGGCAGGAUUCAAAGUGGGUGGAGGAGAAGCAGUACUUGCUCAGGACCAACCAGGAACUUCACGAGAAGAUAUGUGCGUUGCAGCAGGCGGAGUCGCGGCUGCAGGCUGAGGUUCAGGACGCCCACGAUCAGAAUGAGCUGCUGGAAUUCAGAGUGCUGGAACUGGAAGUAAGAGACUGUACCAACAUCAAACUGUCACCAGGAGGCGACAACAACAAUCUCAGUUCCAGGCGCAAGACCUACAUACAGUGACUCGACAGACAGACAGACAGACAGAUGCACUGUUCACUUAUACACACUUGAGCCCUCCUCUGUAUGCAUCUUUGUUUUGCAUUGUUUUGCAUGGCAGCUGUGUGCACACCCCCUCCACUGAACUGGAAUAUUUUUUAAAUGAAAGAAUGUUGUUUUUAAGAUGAAUAUAAUUUUUAAUUGAAUAAAAUGCAUUCAGUUUCAAUAUUCAA
Messenger RNA from Perca flavescens (yellow perch), 2861 nucleotides. RefSeq names its product janus kinase and microtubule interacting protein 1 (gene jakmip1). Bases 709 to 2652 code for a protein of 647 amino acids. Gene Ontology annotation, molecular function: kinase binding; GABA receptor binding; microtubule binding. The transcript is spliced from 14 exons. The record is from RefSeq and is a predicted model, not a curated record. Lineage: Eukaryota; Metazoa; Chordata; Actinopteri; Perciformes; Percidae.